CCUUCUCCACUUCGAUACCUUAACUCUUUUAAUUUUUUAAUCCCAUUUUAAAUUACUAAACAAAUCAUAAAAGGGUUUUUUUUUUUUUUUCUGAAUUAUUUGAGAUAUAGUUGUGUACUAUAUAGUUAUAGCAUAAAGAUACAUCCUCCUAUGUUGGUCUUUCUUGCUUUUCUUCGUUUCCAAUUGUUCUCUUUUGCUUCUGCUAUAUCGGAGACUCAGAGUCGACUUAUCUUUUGGGGUUUCACUGAGCAAGGAAUCGGACCAAAACGCUGCGAAUAAGUUAGCAUCACAAGUAUUUCUUCCAAGCAAAUCUACACCAGUAUGGAUCAUCAAGGGCAUGGACAGCCUCCAGCUCAAAUGGCAUAUGGCGUCAACCCAUAUAACCCUAACCAAAUGAUUGGAUCCUCCCAACCGGGAUCGGCCGUUGGAGCUAUGCAGUCUCCUACUCAGGCAGCCUCUUCAUCUCAGCUUGCACAAAGCCAACUUGCUUAUCAGCACAUCCACCACCAACAGCAGCAGCAACUGCAGCAACAGCUCCAAAAUUUUUGGGCAAAUCAGUACCAAGAGAUUGAGCAGAGUACAGAUUUCAAGAACCACAGCCUGCCAUUGGCUAGAAUUAAGAAGAUCAUGAAGGCUGAUGAGGAUGUCAGGAUGAUAUCAGCUGAAGCUCCUGUCAUAUUUGCCAGGGCCUGUGAAAUGUUCAUUCUAGAAUUGACGCUUCGGUCUUGGAAUCAUACAGAGGAGAACAAAAGGAGGACACUCCAGAAAAAUGACAUUGCAGCUGCAAUUACAAGGACUGAUAUAUUUGAUUUUCUGGUUGAUAUUGUCCCGAGGGAGGAUUUGAAAGAUGAAGUACUUGCUUCCAUCCCAAGAGGAGGGAGUGUUCCUGUUGGAGGAGGUGACGGUGUUCCCUAUUAUUACGUGCCAUCUCAGCAUGCUCCACAGGUUGGUGCUCCGGGGAUGAUGGUGGGGAAGCCUGUAAUGGAUCAAACACUUUAUGGCCAGCAGACUCGCCCUUACAUGACUCAGACGAUGUGGCCACAGCUUCAACAGGAGCAGCCACCCACAGAUUCUUGAGUGAUCGAAGACUAAGAAACAUGAAUUAAGGACAGUGCUUGUGAGUUAAUCAUGAUCUUUUGGGGUUGUAAUUUGAAAAUAAGCAGUAGAAAGUCGAUCACUUUGCUUAAUAUCUAUUUACUACAGUUACAAAAAGUGCUUGUUUUGGGCUUAUAUCGUUUUCUCCAAUUUUGUAAAAGGUGUGGUCUCUUCUUUAGUAUGUGAAAUAUAAAGGUUUCUCUAUUA
Alnus glutinosa is the source of this 1302-nucleotide messenger RNA. Its product is annotated as nuclear transcription factor Y subunit C-9-like. Gene Ontology annotation, biological process: regulation of DNA-templated transcription. Bases 322 to 1077 code for a protein of 251 amino acids. The record is from RefSeq and is a predicted model, not a curated record. Lineage: Eukaryota; Viridiplantae; Streptophyta; Magnoliopsida; Fagales; Betulaceae. Gene Ontology annotation, cellular component: nucleus. The transcript is spliced from 2 exons. Gene Ontology annotation, molecular function: protein heterodimerization activity; DNA-binding transcription activator activity, RNA polymerase II-specific; DNA binding.